UCACACUGCAUUUCACUCCAGAGAGAAAGAGAGAGAGAGAGAGGUGGAAGUGGUGUUGCAGGAAACUCAGUGCACCUUCAUCAUCAUCAUCAUGAUGCACGAGCUGGAGGCAGAAACAGCAGCACCUUUAGUGUAGACUGGAGGAUUUUGCCACAGCUGCACACAUGGGCACUGAGCGGCUCCCAGGGAUAUUUUAAAGGAAAAGAGGUUUCCGCACCAGGUGCAGAGAGGAGGAGAGGAGAGGAGAGGAGGAGAGGAGCUGCUCUGCCGUCAUGGCCGGCCAGGAGUGGACUGACUGGUUCGAGCGGGAGGAACUGAUCGGGCAGAUCAGCGACAUGCGAGUGCAAAACCUCCAAGUUGAGCGAGAAGUUGUUCAGAAGCGGACCUUCACAAGAUGGAUGAAUCUACAUCUGGAGAAGUGUAAUCCUCCACUGAUGGUACACGAUCUUUUCUGUGACAUCCGAGAUGGGCGGGUUCUCAUGGCCUUGCUGGAGGAGCUGUCAGGAUGCAGGCUGCUGCAUGAAUUCAAACCAUCCGCACAUCGCAUUUUCAGGCUUAAUAACAUAGCCAGGGUAUUAGCAUUCCUGGAGGAAAGAAAUGUAAAGCUGGUCAGCAUCGAUGCUGCAGAUGUCGCUGAUGGCAAUUCGUCCAUUGUGCUUGGGCUUAUCUGGAAUAUCAUCCUCUUUUUCCAGAUAAAAGAGCUUACUGGAAACAUAAGGAACCAAUUCCCGUCCUCUUCCAGCCUGUCGUCCAUCCCAACCAGCUCGGACUCGGACAUGUCACAGUCCAGCACGCCGUCAGAUGAUAAGAAGCCUUCUGUCGUUGCCAGGGAUCAUGGAAAAGCCAUAAAGACACUCUUGCACUGGGUCCAGAGACGUACCAGGAAAUAUGGUGUGGCAGUCCAGGAUUUUGGCAAGAGCUGGACAAGUGGUCUGGCUUUUCUUGCUGUCAUCAAGUCCAUUGACCCCAGUCUAGUGGACAUGAGGAGAGCUCUGCUCAGGUCAUCCAGGGAGAACAUCGAAGAGGCCUUCAGGACGGCACAUUACAGCCUGGGCAUCCCACGACUUCUGGAGCCUGAAGAUGUAACCCUGAAUCGUCCUGACGAACAGUCCAUAAUGACCUACGUGUCCCAGUUUCUGGAGCACUUUCCAGGAAUCGAGGAGGACGAUCCCUCUGAUAUCCUGGAGAGGAAUAAGGUCAGUGCGCGGAUGAUGGAGCCGCCGGUUAAGAAUGGAGUUGAGAGGAAGAGAGAAAAGUCCAGUGUAGUGAAGAAGGACUGGGUUCAGCCUACACCCAAGAUCUUUAUCUCCUCAGUAGUUAAAGAUCAAGAACAAAAACGAUCUCCUGUCCCACUCCAAACAGUAGAUGACCGACCUUGGGACAGCGAAGACUCCUCAGUGGGUUCGAGCCCCAGUACUACCGAAAAUCGGCCUCCGAGUCACCCACUGAGCCUGAACAAGGACGCGUCCUCUCCCUUGAGCUCCCCUCAGCCGUCUCUCAAUGACUCGGCUAUGGAUUUUCCAGAAUCAUGGGCUGAGACACCUAGUGAGCUUCCACAGUCGUGUAGCAACGACUCUCUGAGAGAUUCCACCUCAGCAGGCGAUCUGACCUCACUGGGUUCUCCAAUGGAAUCAGAGAAGGGCCUGCAAGAUCAGGUAGAUUCAGAGUUGUUCAUUGAUGAGGGAAACUUCUCGCUCAGCUUAGAGGCUAGAUCUGCAUUGCUGUCUGAGGAGGAAGAUGCUUAUAGGUACAUUUUAGAUCUAAAAGAGGAAGAAUGUGCCAGUGAUGUGCCUAAUAAAGAAGUCAUGAAAAACUCAAAUACACAGGAAACGUUUCCCGACACAAAUCCAGAUAAACCGACAUCAUCUUCUGAUGCUUGCAAUGGGGACGGUGACUCUGGGUACUAUCCAGAUCAGAAAGAUAUCUCCACACCUCAACCAGAUGAUGACAGCAAGAAUUUGCUGUCCCCUGACUCUAAUAAACCCAUUACUGUUGUUGAAAAUGAAUCGGAGAACCUUGCUGAAAACUGCAAAGAAAGUCUUGCGUCUUCCAGCACUGAAGACCUCCAGAAGGUCUCUACUGAAUCAGAUAAAACGAAUGUGUUUGAGGAUGACCAAGAGUGGCCUGUUGUCCAGUUUGAGAGGAUUUCCAUUUCAGGCAGUGAAGAGGAUGUUGAAGAACUUGGCGCAGAGUUGCAUGAAGGGCUUCUUGAUGAGGAAAUGGAGAGAAACCAGAUACCAAGUGUGUUCAGUGGCAGGAUGGAGGAUGGUGCUGUAGAGGAAGAUCACGGUUUUAGAAAGCCUGAAGAUAUAGAUCGGGUGCAGGACAGUCCAAAGCCAGAAGAUAAAGCAGAUCAGAUCAGUAUUGAACAUGGGCUUCUUCAGAUCCCUACAGAUAGCAGCCAGCCUGGGGCAACAGAUACUGAGGCAGAGAUCCAAGAGAAAGAGGAACAGAAGUCUGGCACUGAGGAUUCAAGCAAAACUGAGAAAGAUUUGACUGAAUCCUACCAACAGGUGACGGACAGGCUGGUGCAGACGAACAUUCCUGAGGUUGAAGAAGAGAAGCCGAAAUCCAGUCCUGUAAACCAGUCCAAGAAAAUUGGUGAGAACGUCACCAGUGGUGAUUUAAGCCUUGUUCAUGAGGACAUCGUUGCUCAAAGCAAGGUAGAAGAUGAGCUAAAUGCAACCCAAAGUCUUCCUGAGACUGAAAGUAUUCCUAAAAACGGGACCAAUGAAGAUGAGUGCAUGAAAGAAGACACCUCAUCCAGUCUGCAAAAUAUCAGUAUUUAUAAAGCUACAGAAGAUGCACUGACUGAGAGCAACACAUCUAUGUCAGUAUCUGCGACCUCUCCGAGUAUCACCCUUGUAUCUGACAUCCCCAUACCUGAGGCCUUGGACGAGCCAAAUCCUGGUGCUCCAUCCUGUGAAGAUGAGCAAUCCUUCAAGCCUCCGACACCCAGCAUAAUAGACCAGCCAUAUGAGAAUGCGAAUGAAGGACAGGCCACUUGGGAGGAGACCAAGAUUCUGGAUCCAGAGCGGGCAGAGAGGUACCGUGCAGAGCUUCGGCUGUCGCUCAGCGUGACUCCUCUGCAGCCUGCACCCUCGCAACCUGUGCUUACUGACUCUGACAGUGCGCAGGAAAAGGUUGAUGGGAUUGUGGAGUCUCCGGGACAGAGUCCGUUUGGGCUUUGGGUUGCACACCCAGGAGAAUGGGGUCUGGUGGAGACGGACCUGGAUGCAGAGAUCGAGCGCAAUAACCGAGAAGAACAGAAAAAGAGAGAGGAACAAGAGAACAAAGAUGCCACCAUUGCCAGAGAAAACACGGACACACUGAGGGAAGAAGCUGCUGCUGAGCAAAGCACUGAAGAUGAAAACCAGCCGUCGGCAGUUUUGAGUGGACCAGAGGUGGUGGAUGUGAAGGAAGUGAAGUCUCUUGUCUUUCAGCAACCCAGAGAAAACGGUGAAACGCCUGCUGCCACCAUCACAGCAAAUCAUACAGAUGAAAGGUGUGUGAUGUGUAAUAAGAAGGUGUGCAGUCCUGCACGGAGUCCACAGCAUGCAAAUCGCCCAGAGCUCUCCGAAAUGGACUUCCUGCUGCUCAUGUGGCUCCUCCUCUACUGCCUGUUCGUCCUGCCUCACAUGGACAUACGGACGAUUUCCCGCUUCCUGCUCAACCUGGACGAAUAAAACCAUGGGAUCAGAUUAACUCUCACAGGAUUAAUUAAUGCAGGAUCCCGCUCGCUUUCUUCCACAGCUCACAUAUGGUGGAAUGAACAUUCCAGGAGAACUGACAGUACAUUGCCAUAUCUGUACAUUAUAAAUCCUCGUGCGCACGCAUGGACGAAUCGAAGGGGGUGUUUACUGUUGUGGGUUUUUUGCAUUGGCUGCCAGGUUGCCAGGUUUACAGCUGUUCUCUAGCCUACACACUGCAUCUUUUGGACAUGAAUGCUUUAACAAGUUAACAAGAAGAUUAAUAUUAUCAAUAAUAAAUGAUCAUUUUUGCAGUUUUGGCAUUUGGUAUGGUAAUGCUUAUGAUGUCUGACAUUUCGACUGUGUGCUUAUUUUGAGCUUGCAUCUGAAUUGCCAUCGCCAGUAAGGCGUUAUUUGAUAUACCACCUGCAUUCAGGCUUUUGUUCCCUUUAUUUUGUGCGAUCUGAGAUCAAAUCUGGCCCUGGAUGAGAACUCUUCCAAAUGAGACGUAUUUUGGAAUGAAGUUGAAGGAAAUCCUCUGAAUUUUAUUGACCCGAAUAAUUAAUCGAGUAAUGAUGGACAGAACUGUCGCUCCAGUGCUGAAAUGUAAAAUUGUGGUUAUAAAAAAUGCCAUGAUUGUGAUUUCUAAUGUUAUGUUCCUGAUGUAAGGCUGGAUUUUAAUUUAACCACCAUGAUUUUAUUGGAUUUUUAAAAUGUUAUUGAUUUUUAAUAUUCUUUUUAAAAGUCAUUGCAUUUUCAUUGAGGAUUACAGAAAACGAGAAUCGAGUCUUUUCAAGGCAAAUCCACCCUGAAUAACGUUCAUAUCAAUAUUUAUAAUCAGCAGUACAAACUUAAGUCGUGUCUGCGUUUUGUUCACAUCCAUUUCUUUCCUCAGCUUUGCUUUACAGGCUGUUCGACUCCUUGUGCCAGUGGAGUUUAGUCCUUGCUUCAUAUCUGCAUAAAGACCUUGAUUUGAUGCAGCGGUGCUUUACUGGUUUAGUCUCUACAACUCUCUCAUCUGAACGCUAUUCAAACUCAAACGGGUCAGCGUCCAAACCUUCAACUUUCACAAAUAAUCCCUGGUAUCAGCACCAUUGCAUCACACUCUAUCGCUAAAUAUCCAAGAUGAGUUUGUGUGUCGUGCAGCUGCAUUGCAUUCUGGGAUUUUAAGUCUCCAUUAAUUCUAUGUUGGAUUUCUUAUUAAUUAAGAUGAUGUGUAUAAAAUGCUGAGUGAAAAAAGAAGCUCUGACAGAGGUUUUUUUUUUUUUAGAUUUGAGAUCGCUGUUAUAACUGCAUUCAAAAUGUGUCUGUGACCUCAGAAUGGUACAAAAUAAUGAAAAAUGCAACACCAGGUGACAAACUGGCACCGGAAUCACAAAUAUUUCAAUAUGAACAUUUAAUAAGCUUCAGGAUAGAGUUUUUCUUUAAAAUUAUGAGUUAUGAUCGAACACGAUGAAAUGUCAUAUCUGAUUCAGGUUUUCAGAUUAUAUUUAACACUAAUAAUAAUAAUAAUAUCUUUAAUAGCAACACGUGCCUAAAUGUUUUUUUUUUCCUGUAAAAUAAGAAUAUCCUGAGUGGUCCUCUUAAAUACAGCCGAAAUAAAUUUCAGUUAAAAUGCACUUUUUCCAGAAUCCAUGACUUCUAAACUCUUUGCGAAUAAAUUUCGACGGUGUCUCACUGCACUUUCCAGAACACAAAACACAAAGCGCCGCCAAAAAGAGCCACCAAAGAUUUAGUUCGACACUAAAGUAAGUCCCAUUGCUCGGAGGGGCCGAUGAAAGCUGGAUUUCACUAUUCUUUUAAUAAUGAAGUAUUUCUAAAGCGACAGACGGAGCUGUCGUUGGAUAUUUGUGUGUAUAAUUAUUUUAUAGCAGAUAAAUCAGUCCUGUCUAUACUGCUCAGUUUGACCCGUUGCUUUGGGUGUGACUGAUGGCUUAGAAAUAUUCGAUUAUUUUAGUGAGGUCUAUAUGUAUUUGGUAUUAUAUAAGCCAUUUCAAAGGAAGUGCUUUUUUUUUUUUUUUUUUCUUGUUGACACAUUGUUUUUGUUAAUUUUCCUUUAAAUGAUGUGUAGAUAAUCAUUUCCUUAAUGCUGUACGUCCAAACACUGAUGAAGUUCAGUUGGACAGAUUUGUAUCACUUACAGAACACCAAUUGCAAAGCUGUGUGCGCGCGCACGCGUGUGCGGGGCGUUGAAGUUGCUGAAAUACUGUACGUCUUCUAUCCUUGACAUGUCCAGCAGUCGCAAAAGGCCCACUUCUCCAAUCUCUGCAUGAGAAUUUUGUAGUUGUGGGACACGUUUUAAGUUUUGUAAAGCUAUCUAUCUGGUAAAUCAGUACUUCUUUUGUAUUGAAGAUCAUUGUGCAAAUAAAUAAUAAAUAAAUGAAUAGCCUCUUAAAACAA
Molecule: messenger RNA, 6089 nt
Organism: Neoarius graeffei (lesser salmon catfish)
Lineage: Eukaryota; Metazoa; Chordata; Actinopteri; Siluriformes; Ariidae
Gene: clmna
Product: calmin a
Exons: 13
Coding region: 273-3686 (1137 amino acids)
Biological process (GO): nuclear migration
Cellular component (GO): nuclear outer membrane; meiotic nuclear membrane microtubule tethering complex; cytoplasm
Molecular function (GO): actin filament binding
Source: RefSeq, a predicted model, not a curated record